Molecule: messenger RNA, 2296 nt
Organism: Mya arenaria
Lineage: Eukaryota; Metazoa; Mollusca; Bivalvia; Myida; Myidae
Product: intraflagellar transport protein 46 homolog
Exons: 14
Coding region: 19-1380 (453 amino acids)
Biological process (GO): intraciliary transport; cilium assembly
Cellular component (GO): centrosome; motile cilium; intraciliary transport particle B
Source: RefSeq, a predicted model, not a curated record
CCACAUUCCUAAUUACAAAUGGACGAUUCGGACGAAGAGAGAGAAAACGCCAGGGUGCACCAGAACCAACCGUACGACGAAUCUCUCGAGGUUCCAGACGGUGAGGAAGUUGCCAGCACAUACUCCCCCACCCCACGAGUAGCACAAGGAGGGGCGCGUUUGGAGGUAUCAGGUCGAGGCAGAAUGCCAGGUCCUGGUCGAAGUCAAGGAUCCACGCCCCCUGAUGCCAGAAUGUCAGAUAACUCAGAUGACGAUUAUGAUGACAAAAUUAACCCAGCCGACCAACAGUAUGAAAAUCAAAUGAGAUUUCAACAGCAACAAAUGCAACAUAUGCAACAGCAACAACAGCCACCUUUUGGAGAUGAUGAUGACGACGACGAUGAUGAUGAUGAUGAUGAUGAUGAAGAUGGAGAUUCUAUUGAUGAAGGGCCGGCUCCGCCCCACCCCAUGGCCGGGUCACGUGCUCCACCCGGGGUGCCUAAGCUGGGGGGAGGAGGAGGGGACAUGAGGGGCCCACAACAGGGACAGCAAGGACAGUUCAACUCGGAGGAGGAGGAUGAUGAUGAUGAUUCUGGCUCUGAUGAUUCAGAAGAUGAUGACGACGAUGAUGAGGAUGAUGACCAUGUGGCUCUGGAGGGUGCUUAUGAUCCGGCAGAUUAUGAGAAUCUGCCAGUGACACCAGAAAUCAAGGAACUCUUCCAGUAUAUUACCAGGUACACCCCUCAGACCAUAGAGCUGGAGCAUAAAAUGAAGCCCUUCAUACCAGACUUCAUCCCCGCUGUGGGCGACAUUGACGCCUUCAUUAAGAUCAACCGGCCUGACCAGAAACCCAACACCCUGGGAUUAUCAGUGAUGGAUGAGCCAUGUGCCAAGCAGUCAGACCCUGUCGUCCUUGACCUGCAGCUCAGAGCUAUCUCUAAACAGACUACUGAUAAGAAAUUGGUCGUGAAGAGCCUCUCACAGGCAGAGAAGAACCCCAAACACAUAGAGAACUGGAUAGAGAGUAUCCGAGAACUACACAGGGUUAAACCCCCGCCCAAUGUGCAUUAUCUCAAAAACAUGCCAGACAUUGACACAUUGAUGCAGGAGUGGCCGCCAGAGUUUGAGGAACUUCUCAAAGAGGUUGGACUGCCAACAGCUGACCUAGACUGUGAUCUUGGGGAAUAUGUGGAACUCAUUUGUGCUAUGCUGGACAUCCCUAUCUACAAGAACACAAGCCAACACAACGAGAGAGUUCAAGCCCUUCAUGUACUUUUUACCCUCUUCUCCGAGUUCAAAAACUCACAGCAUUUCAAGUCAUUAGCGGAGGAGAACCAGCUAGACAAUGCAUUGAAGGGUGGGGAGUUUGAAGACCAGGGACCAGACAGAUUUGUGCUUUAGCCCACCCAAACAUGUCACCAUGUAGUGUCCAACUGUCCGUCCUUGUGAUUUAUUGACUAUUUGUUUUGUUUGUUAUGUUGAACUUGUAAGGAUCUGAACUUUUAGUGGUGUUUUUUUAAGUGUCACCAUGAAUAUUUAAACGGUGAAUAUUGAUUUGGAAUUUAUAUGUAAGAGAGCCAUUCAAAAAUACUGAGACACUGUACAUAUAACUUUAAUAGAGGUAAUAAUUAUAUUUAUACAUAUCACAGGAACUGUCACUACCUUUUCUGUUAAUGUACAAAAUUUCAUUAAAUUUAUUUUGCAUGAUUUAGUUAAAUUUUAAAACAGGUGGAGUAGAGCAAGACGGCGAAGCGAUAUGUCACAAUACAAAUUUUUGUUUUCAAAUGUGCAAAAACAUCAUCAUUCAGCUUUAAAAUUUGAUAUUUUCUUACCUAGAUUUUGGCUACUAGGUAAUACUGUCAGCAUUUUUGUAUAUCAUGCUGAGAUAACGUCUUCAUUUCAUGUUUUUAUAAUUAUCACAGUUUGUCAUUUGGCUGAUGUAAAAAAAGCAGUAAUUGUUUAGGACUACCCGGUACUUCAAAUUUUAAAAUUGAACAAACAUAUGUCUAGUUUCUGCACAUAUUUGUAAUUUUAUAGCACUGUUGAACAUACAACUUUAUUAUUUAUGUUCACACCAAAUAUUGUGAGAAAAUGACAAAUCUUGAUAGUUGUAUAGAAAUCUACUUAUUUUUUGAAUGGCCCUAGUAUUGUAACAUUAUACUUACUUUAUUCUAUUGAUAUUGAAAUGGUUUAGUCAGGUAACCUGCAUAUAUAAUUGACAAAAAUAUAGUUUAAUACAAGUAUAAUUCCAUUCCUACAAAAUUGACAUACAUUUCAAUUACGAGGUAUUUAUUUUAUUGAAUAAAUAUGAAAAAUU